This is a messenger RNA of Exophiala spinifera, 321 nucleotides long. RefSeq lists its product as uncharacterized. The transcript has 2 exons. The record is from RefSeq and is a predicted model, not a curated record. Lineage: Eukaryota; Fungi; Ascomycota; Eurotiomycetes; Chaetothyriales; Herpotrichiellaceae. The coding region runs from base 1 to 321 and encodes 106 amino acids.
AUGAAAUCAGCAGCUCUCCUAUCAUCUGCGAGACUACGACUAGGUCGGGCGAGCAUCAUAUCCCGCUCUCUCUCGACGACAGCGAUCCGCGCCAUGCCCACUGCCAUUGCGAGGGCUGAGAGAGAAGCCGACCUGAAAAAGCACCCAGAGAGCGCACUGACACAAGAAAAGUCGCCCGAUCGACCAGGAAAUCGGCAUUGGACGGCAGAAAAGGCCACCGACAGCGAACAGGAUAUCCACGCCGACAAGGAAGCCGUUUUUGAAGCGAAAGACGAAACCGUCGCAAAGCAACACGAGAACACCACAAACCCAAACAUGUAA